AUGAAGGUCAAAUUGUACGCAGACAACCUGCCCGGUGCCGCCGAGGUUGUCACUUUACAGACUGCGGUCGCCCUUCCUGACCGUCACAUCGACGACGACACUCCCAUGAAAAUCGAUGUCGAAGAGACCAACCGCAAGUACGCCUCGGCCUCUCCGAACCCUUCUGCGCUUAAGCGUCUUGCUCCCAAUUCCGAGGACUCGUGUUCCAAUUCGGAAGGGACAACUUCGCUUCCCUCGACCGAGCCUUCCACCACGCCAGAUGAGGUUGGAAGCAGCAGUGGUGGCUCAGGCUCUGGUCGCGGUAUCCGCCAUGGAAAAAAGCGCCCCCGGUUCGGAUCAGCCGAAGUCUCAUUCAACCCCCGCGACCGUUCGCGUUCCCGUCACACCCAGGUGCCUCACCCUUUGGGCAUCAAGCCACUCGGAAACGCCUUUCUCGCUGAUCGCAACGACCGCGCUUCUUCACUUGGUCUCUUCGCUCGUUUUGAGGACGACUUCCUGCUCGCCUUCCUCUCCGGCUUUGCCGAGGAUCCUGCUACAAUUGCCAAGCUAGAGGCCGUCAGCCAUGGAUUUUACGCUUUCAUCAACGCGACCAACUCGAUCUGGCGUGAAGCUUUCCUGCUCAGUUUCAAUGGCAAGAUGAAGCGAUGGUGCGGAAGCUGGAAACGCACCUUCGUGUGGCAUUAUAAGAUGGACCGGGCUGCUCUCGACGAAAAGAUCAAGGAUUCUACCGAUGGCGCUCAAUUUGCCCUACUCGACCCGCCCACUCCUCGCACUCAGUCGCCCUACAUCUUCUCGGACACUCUCUACCAUCCCUUCCGUCUUGCUAUGGCCCCACUCGAGCAUCUUGUUGCUCCAGCCUGCCGCGUCUAUACCGCCAUCGCAAAGAUAGAUCUCGCCGAACCAGGAUCGGUCGCCGCUUUCAAGGACAAGUUUGCCUACACCAACACGCCUGCCAUUGUUCAGAACGCGAUGCCUCCCAAGGACUGGCCUUGCCGCGAAUGGACGCUCGACAAGCUGGCGCAGCGAUGGCCGGAUCGCUUUUUCCAAUGCGAGGCGGAGCGAUCGCGACUGCCCUCCUACUUCAGCUACUCGCGCAAUAUGCAGCACCUUCAGGAGCAGACGUGGCAGCGCUUGGUCGAGGAAGACGUCUCAGAGAUUCAAGAAGAGGCUCAAAGACGUUCCUCCUCCGCGUCUGCAACCGGGUCCGGAACCCCUUCGGAAGAGAGCGGGCCUCGCGACUUGUCGGCGCCGGCACUCGUAGAUACUCCGUACACCGUCUCGCGUGUCGGCCCUCACAUGUUUUCGGCCACCGCCGACGAAGGAGAUUCGACUUUUGACCCCUACGCCGUUCCGGACGAGUCGCCUUUCUAUUUGUUCGAUGCCUCGUUCGCUGAUGAUCCACACGCCUCCUUGGAGUGGCGCGUACCCAAGUUCUUCCAGCAGAUCUCGUCGACGCCAGCAGACGCCGCCUCGCAGUACGACAUGUCGGCGGUGCGAUCGGAUCUGUUCUCGCUGCUAGGACUUUUGCGACCCGACCACCGCUGGAUCAUUGCCGGUCCUGCCCGUAGCGGCAGUGGCUGGCAUAAGGAUCCGAACGGCACCUCGGCCUGGAACGCCGUGCUCAACGGUCGAAAGGCGUGGAUGAUGCUUCCGCCCCACAUCACGCCGCCAGGCGUCUACGUGAGCGAAGACGAGGCCGAAGUGACUGCCCCAUUGAGCAUCGCUGAAUGGCUGCUCGAGUUCGCACAAGAAACCCGUCGCUUGUACGGGCCCGAAGCUGCUCGACCCGAAGAUCGUCUGCUGCUGGAAGGCGUUUGCGAGGAAGGCGAGGUGCUGUACGUCCCCAGCGGAUGGUGGCAUCUCGUCAUCAACCUGGAAGAGUCGGUGGCUCUGACUCAGAACUUCGUCUCGCCCGCCGAACUCGGCAUCGUCUUGGACUUCAUGAAGAACAAGUCGGACCAACUGUCUGGCUUCAAGCGAAGUCAGCAAAUGCACGACGGCGACGCCGCAACCGUGGCACUCGCGCCAGGGCGACAGGCCGCUUCGUUAUCGUCGGCCAUCACCAGACAUCCGGCGGACGAUGAUGAGGACGAAUGUGACGGGGCAGGAUUCAACGUCUUUGAAUUAUUCUGCGAUCGUCUCGGCAGAUUCGACCGCGACUUGCUCGACAGCAGCCUCAAGCAAGUCGAACAACUGGAAGAAACCCGUCGUACCACUUGUGCGCUCCUGCGUCGUACCGCCCCAGCGCCCGUGGCGGCCAAAGCGAGAAAAGCCAAUGCCGGUCCGAGCUGGUGGGAGAAGCUCAAGCAUGGCGAGACUUCCGCCGCUCCUGACGAAGCGGACAACGCCAGCUCAGCUGCCCACGCGACCAACCCCACAGCGGCAGCGGAAAGCUUCUCAUUCUCAAACCAACUCACAACGUCCGAGCUCGAACUCGAAGAUGUGCCUUGGUAG
Messenger RNA from Pseudozyma hubeiensis SY62, 2454 nucleotides. RefSeq names its product predicted hydroxylase. The record is from RefSeq and is a predicted model, not a curated record. Bases 1 to 2454 code for a protein of 817 amino acids. Gene Ontology annotation, molecular function: cis-regulatory region sequence-specific DNA binding. Lineage: Eukaryota; Fungi; Basidiomycota; Ustilaginomycetes; Ustilaginales; Ustilaginaceae. Gene Ontology annotation, cellular component: nucleus. The transcript has a single exon.